AGGAUUGGGACACAAAGACAAGGCCGACUUUCUCUGAUUUGAACAGUGGUCGGGACUGGCUCCCCGUACUUCUGCAGCCCCGCAGCAUCGCAUCAGCACUCGCAUCGCAUCGCAUUUCAUCGCCUGGGCUAAGACUGGCCCACCCUUCCAUUAUAACCACCCCACGACACGUCAGAUCACUUCCAUUCGCAUAUCUGGCCUUCGGAAGCCUGUGAGCGAUCCGUGUCAGAUUGAUAGUGACGAUCGAGUGACGCCGUCUAAGAUGGCAUCUGGAGAUGGCUAUCGCUCUCCGACAGCGCAGUCUGCUGCAGACAGUUUCGAGCUGCACCAGGACGACGCAGCGCCAAAACUCGACUCUGAUAACUAUCGCCGACCCAGACCAAGAGGUAAUUCGAACGCUGUGAGACCAAGCAGCAACUGCCAACAACCUCCCCCAGUCGACAAUGCUGUCAAUCAUGCUUUCGAGCGCUCUGACGCAGCAGGUCAGCUUGAUCCCGCCAUUGUUGCUCAGAUCACCCAGCAGGUCAUCGACAGUCUACAAGCCAACGGCAUCGGUCAACAACAACAACAACAGCCGUACUUUCCCCCACAUGUCAGAUCGACCCGGUCGAGGUCACCUGCCGAGUCGGUUGCUUCUUUGACACGCCCCUACACUCCACCUUCUCCCACUAGGGAUACUGGGAGCUACGGGUCGUCAUCAUCCGAAACUCCCAUGUUUGCGGCGGACCCGUACAAUAACAGUCACGACUUCUCGAGGCCAGACAAGAGCAGCAGCGAUGCAUCGCCUGUUCGUACUGAGGCUAUCCGAUCUCGACCCCAGCAAACUCGUAUGCCCUCGACUUUCGAAGAAACCGUCUUGGAAAAAGCGUGGCAGCCUUUGUUCGUGUCGGGCCAGCCCACCUUGAGAUUGGGCCAAUUUCUUCGAGGACUCGCUCUACAUAUCAUUGAGGACUAUGAGCCAAAGCGUAGUCUGGUCAUUCCUCCUUCCAAGAUGGUACAGUUUUUCAACGAUGUCCGACUCUCCUCUGAGAUCUACCCAUGGCGAGAUAUCUUUGGCGGUCGUAUCACUUGCGAGUCCAUCUCAAGGAUAUACCGCGACUUGCGCUGCCAACAUCACUUUGUCCAGUUUGGGAACCACUCGACACCGGACAUACCUGCUUUGACUCCUGAUGGCUUUAAUCAGUUCAUGACUGUUCUGAUCCAAGCACAUCCGGCUAUGGAGUAUGAGAGGCUCGCAAAGGCCGUUGUAGAUAUGCCCAUCAGUAACGCAGACAACCCAAAGGAACGAUUCCCGAAACAGUUGAGCCGUCGCCUCAUCCCUCACGUAGAGGACAUAACUCAACAGCAACGAUUGCAUGCCGCCAUGGCAUCUGAUCGUAACAUCCAAUUGCGCUCGAGUAAUCCUAUGCCUCCGCCGCCUCCUCCGACAUCAAUACCGACUCAACAACCUCCUACUUCGCAUCCAUUUUCAACAUCUUUCCCCGAGAGAGAGCGUGCUCCCUACUCCAACUACGCGUCUACAGUGGACGAGGAUGACUUGCGUACGGUCCCUGGUCCGAUCGAGCGGGAACGCCAACCGUACUCGGCGAAGGAAGGUACUGGAAAGAUGUACGAGGACGACCGCAAAAACAUCGGUCGCUCGGACGAUACAAAUCGUCCGUCUCGCGCCAACUCGGCUGCCCCUCAUCCGCAAUUCGGUCAGAGCAGACCAACAGACAUACCUACUCCCGGGCAGAGACAUCAUAGGCUCUCCGUAAAUGGGCAACGACCUAACCUUGGUACUCCCCCGAGUCUUGGAUACGCAUCCAAUCCAUACACACGAUCUGAGGGUACAAAUAUUGGCGAUGUGCCUACUGCUCAGUAUGGCUCGAAUAUGCACGCGGAUGAUCGCAGUAGGUAUUCUCGACGCGAACAAGAGUCCAAGCGUGCUUCAUGGUAUCCCUCUCGUGGAUAUGAUUACGACGGUGCAGCUUACGACGACAAGAGAAGACCCCCAGGCGCCUCUGAUGGAUAUGGUAUUUACAACGGCCGUCCCGCGGAUUCGAAUUACUAAGCCUGACGAUGGCGACUUCCUCAGGCGUGGUUUCUUCGCGGAGCUACAUCACUGUCAGACCGACAAAUACUGGAUCGACAAGUCAGAGCCGAUGUUGGAACUCCGAGCUCUCGGGAGCGUGGUCCCUUCUACUCACCCUCAAUCCUAGCA
Aureobasidium subglaciale EXF-2481 is the source of this 2203-nucleotide messenger RNA. RefSeq lists its product as uncharacterized. The record is from RefSeq and is a predicted model, not a curated record. The coding region runs from base 263 to 2053 and encodes 596 amino acids. The transcript has a single exon. NCBI's taxonomy places the organism in Eukaryota, Fungi, Ascomycota, Dothideomycetes, Dothideales, Saccotheciaceae.